Molecule: messenger RNA, 1666 nt
Organism: Mercurialis annua (annual mercury)
Lineage: Eukaryota; Viridiplantae; Streptophyta; Magnoliopsida; Malpighiales; Euphorbiaceae
Product: protein JINGUBANG
Exons: 1
Coding region: 185-1450 (421 amino acids)
Molecular function (GO): protein binding
Source: RefSeq, a predicted model, not a curated record
CAAAGUAGCCGUUACACCUCUAUCCCAUUUAAAUAUACCCACCAAUAGGAAUCCCUUAACCUCAAGAAAUCCCUGUCCCUCCCUUUAAUUAUCUCCGCUCCAGCUCCCCUCUUUAUCUUUAUUUCUUAUUCCCUUCAUCUCUCUAAAUCAAGAACAAACCAAAAAAAUUUAUGAUCAUUAAUUAAUGGAUCAAGAAUAUUCCUUGUCUCACAUCUUUGCUAUUAACCAUUUCAUAACACCACAGUUUAAUUCCUCAACUCCAUUAUUAUCAGCCCCCAUGUCCACCACCACCACCACCACAAGCUCCGCCAGCAGCGAGGUCAGCAACGACAGCCGGCCGCCAUCGUUCCGUCUUGAUCUUCAAGAUUGUAAUAUAAGAAAAUCUUUAUCUGGUUCUUACCCGUAUCGCUCUCUAGCAGUACUCUCCGGCCAUGUUGGCUCCGUUUCUUGCUUGGCUUUAUGCGGGGAGUUUAUCUUGAGUGCUUCGCAAGGGAGAGAUAUUAUAGUGUGGCAACAGCCUGAUUUGAGACUGUUUACGAAGUUCGGACAAGGGGACGGGUCGGUUAAAGCUUUGGUAGCUGUCGGAAACAGGGUUUUUACUGCGCAUCAAGACAGUAGGAUUAGGGUUUGGAAGGUUUCGAGAAGCUCGGAGAAUGUGUUUAAACUUGUCGACACACUUCCAACUACAAAAGAUUAUGUCAGGAAAUUCAUGAAGCAGAGUAAUUACGUACAAACUAGGAGACAUCAUAAGAAACUGUGGAUCGAACAUGCCGACAGUAUUUCUUGUUUAACGGUUGAUAACGGUUAUAUUUACUCUGGUUCUUGGGAUAAGAGUUUGAAAGUUUGGAGGGUAUCGGAUUUGAAAUGCAUAGAGUCGAUUAAAGCUCAUGAUGACGCCAUUAAUGGAGUUGUAGCAUGUAAUGGAGUGGUUUAUUCAGCUUCAGCAGACGGGAAGAUUAAAGCGUGGGGGAGAUCAAAGCAAGGGAAAAUGAGCUCUCAUUGUCUGAAGGGGAUUUUGCAGGGACAGAGAGAGAACAUUUCGGUUAAUUCGGUUGCGGUUUCGGAUGAUGGGAAGUGGGUUUAUGGAGGCGGGUCUGAUGGGUAUGUGAUGGGAUGGGAAAAGAGCUGUGAUCUUGAACGGUGGAGAUUGGUUUCGGAGACGAAGGCACAUGAUAUGGCGGUUUUGUGUAUGUGUUUGAUGGGGGAGUUUUUGUGUAGUGGCUCAGCUGAUAAGAAAAUUGGGAUUUGGAGAAGAGAAGCUUAUGGUAAGCUUAGUAAAGUUUGGGAGAUUAGUGGUCAUGAAGGGCCUGUCAAGUGUUUGCAGGCGUCGCCGAAUAGAGUUGGCGGCGGUUUCUUGCUGUAUAGCGGCGGUCUCGACAAGAGUUUAAGAGUUUGGUGGGUGCCUAAGCUUAACACACAACAAAACUCUGUAAAAACAGAGUAUAGAUGACAAUUCUGCAAGAUUCUAAUUUUCAAUUUGUGUUAUAGUUUUGUUAAUUGAGAUCCAAGUGUGUGGAAUAUAGGGAAUUGAAGAGUGAAAGGUUUUGUUUUUGUUUUUUUUACCAACAUUUUAAAUUUUGUUAUACUUUUGUUGUUUACAGGAUGAAGAUUUGAGUUUGUAUUACAUGAAAUUUUUUGUAGAGAAAAGAAAUUGAAGGAUACAAUA